UUUUUACAGCUGCUGUUGGUGGCGUCUUUCUCUCAGGCUGAGGAGUUGGUGUGCAGGCAGAGAGGGGAUCCUGAGAACCCUCAGCUAUCUAACGAUGGGGACAUUAUGCUGGGGGGAAUCUUUUCUUUCCACAGCAGCUGGAAAGACAGACAGGAUACCUACAUGCAUGAACCAUUGCCACUGGAAUGCAGCAGUUUGAAUUUCAGAGGGUUCCAGUUUGCCCAGGCUAUGCUUUUUGCCAUUGAGGAGAUUAAUAACAGCACAGACCUACUGCCUAGCAUCUCUCUGGGCUACAAAAUGUAUGAUGCUUGUGGCUCCAUUGCCAGAAGUGUGAGGGUUGCACUGGCCUUGGCCAACGGUAAUGAAAUUGAAUCUGCACCCUCUGAUGCACCAUGUACCAGACCUGCACAAGUGCAGGCCAUUAUGGGAGAAACCUCUUCCUCUCCCUGCAUGGCAAUAGCUACUGUCAUCGGACCUUUUCAUAUCCCAAUGAUCAGCCACUUUGCCACCUGUGCUUGUCUCAGUGACAAAACCAAGUACCCAUCCUUCCUCAGAACAAUACCCAGUGACUACUAUCAGAGCAGAGCUCUGGCCCAGUUGGUCAAGCACUUUGGUUGGACUUGGGUUGGAGCCAUUAGAACCAAUGAUGAUUAUGGUAAUAAUGGCAUGGCUACAUUCACAGAAACAGCACAGCAGCUGGGCAUCUGUCUGGAGUACUCAGUGUCUUUCUUUAGAACAGAUCCACCAGACAAAAUACAAAAGAUAAUUGACAUUAUCAAGGCUUCCACCUCCAAAGUGAUUGUUGCUUUCCUCUCCCACAUGGACAUGGAUGUGUUAAUACAUGAGUUGUCCAACUACAACAUGACUGGGUACCAGUGGGUAGGUAGUGAGGGCUGGAUCUUUGAUUCCCAAACUGCAAAAAUGGAUAAGCAUCACAUUCUGGAUGGUGCCAUAGGCCUCUCCAUUCCCAAAGCACAUGUCAGCGGCAUGAGAGAGUUCAUACUCGAUGUGAAACCACUCAAUUCAUCUAGUAAUGAAAUGUUUACAGAGUUCUGGGAGACGUUAUUCAGCUGUAAGUUCAAGCAGUCAAAGUCAUCAGCAGGGAAUCAGAGAGAAUGUACUGGACAUGAGGAUCUGACUGGAGUGCAUAACAGCUUCACUGAUAUGUCACUCAUGCCUAUAUUCAACAAUGUCUACAAAGGAGUGUAUGCUGUGGCCCACGCACUUCAUAGUAUUCUUGGCUGUAAUGAAACAUGUAACAACAAGGUGAAGCUAGAUCCGUUCAUGAUUUUACAGCGUAUAAAAAACAUUCAAUUCAAAACAAAGGAAGGAGAUGAAGUUUACUUCAAUGAGGAUGGAGACCCAGCAGCAAAGUAUGAAAUUAUAAACUGGCAGCCAACAGAAAAUGGCAUUGUUAACUUUGUCACAGUUGGUCUUCAUGAUGCAUCUUUACCUGCAGACAAACAGCUGAAUCUGCAAAAUAAGUCUUUAAUUUGGGCACAGAACUCAGAACAGGUGCCUGUGUCAGUUUGCAGUGAGAAAUGUCCCGCAGGAACUCGCAAGGUUCUCCAGAAAGGAAAGCCUGUCUGCUGCUAUGACUGUAUCAGAUGUGCAGAGGGAGAAAUAAGCAAUAUUACAGAUUCUAUCACCUGUGUGCGAUGCCACCCAGAGUUCUGGUCAAAUGAAAGAAGAGAUGCCUGCGUAAAGAAAGAGGCAGAGUUUCUAUCAUAUGAAGAAAUUAUGGGAGCAUUGCUCACUGCAGCAUCCCUGUUUGGAACAUGUAUGACUGCUGUUGUGGCAUUUGUUUUUUUCAGAUACAGGAAAACUCCUAUUGUGAGGGCCAACAAUUCUGAGCUGAGCUUCCUGCUGCUCUUCUCCUUGACCCUGUGUUUCCUGUGUUCUCUGACCUUCAUCGGCCGGCCCUCUGAGUGGUCCUGCAUGCUGCGACACACUGCGUUCGGCAUCACCUUUGUCCUCUGUAUCUCUUGUGUUCUGGGGAAAACUAUAGUGGUGUUAAUGGCCUUCAGAGCUACACUUCCAGGCAGUAAUAUAAUGAAGUGGUUUGGGCCUGCACAGCAGAGACUCAGUGUUCUGGCUUUCACUCUCAUACAGGUUGUUAUAUGUAUCUUGUGGUUAACAAUUUCUCCUCCUUUUCCAUUGAAGAAUUUUAAGGAAUUCAAGGACAGAAUCAUCUUAGAGUGCGCUCUGGGCUCAGCUGUAGGUUUUUGGGCUGUACUUGGUUACAUAGGACUUCUGGCCAUGUUAUGUUUUUUUCUUGCUUUUCUGGCUCGGAAACUGCCUGAUAACUUUAAUGAAGCCAAGUUUAUCACCUUCAGCAUGCUGAUAUUCUGCGCAGUCUGGAUCACUUUUAUUCCAGCGUAUGUCAGCUCUCCUGGGAAGUUCAGUGUUGCUGUAGAAAUAUUUGCUAUUCUGGCCUCUAGUUUUGGACUUCUCAUUUGUAUUUUUAUUCCAAAAUGUUACAUUAUCUUACUGAAGCCAGAGAAGAAUACAAAAAAGAAUAUGAUGGGGAAGGUGGCACCAAAAUUAUUCUGA
Seriola dumerili (greater amberjack) is the source of this 2553-nucleotide messenger RNA. Its product is annotated as extracellular calcium-sensing receptor-like. Gene Ontology annotation, molecular function: G protein-coupled receptor activity. The transcript is spliced from 6 exons. The coding region runs from base 106 to 2553 and encodes 815 amino acids. NCBI's taxonomy places the organism in Eukaryota, Metazoa, Chordata, Actinopteri, Carangiformes, Carangidae. Gene Ontology annotation, cellular component: membrane. Gene Ontology annotation, biological process: G protein-coupled receptor signaling pathway. The record is from RefSeq and is a predicted model, not a curated record.